AUGGUCAAGCCCGAAAACAUCACCAUCAGCGGCAUGGUCUUCUUUGGCCGUCGCGAUCGCGUUCGAACCCUGCAUUGCUAUCUCGAGAAAAAUCUCGUCGACAACGGUGGAUGGCUGGAUGAGGUGCGCUUCUUCGCCAACACCAAAGACGAGAAAGACUUGGCUUUCCUGGACACCAUCAUCCAACGAUCACCCCGAUACAAGAAAAUCACCCUCGAGAAGACAGUCUGGUGGCCGGAACACACCAAACUCUGGCGCCAGGUCGAGCGAGGGACCAUGUAUAUCAAACUGGACGACGAUAUCAUGUGGCUCGCGGACGAUACCAUUCCGCUGCUCGUCACCACCAAGCUGAAGAAUCCUGACUUCCUCGCCGUCUCGGCCAAUGUGAUAAACGGCCCUCCCCUAAGUUUUCUCCACUAUCACCAUGAUGCUCUUCACCCGUACUUUCCGGAGUUGCCGGACGUCGUCAACGAGACCAAGGCCGCCCAGCCCGCCGAGAACCAGCCUAAGAAACGCGACCUCCCCUCAUGGCGCCCAUCCAACCACCCAUUCUGGAACGGACCCCAAAACUUCGAAUGGCCUCUAACAAAUCCUCCGCCAAGCGACAACCAUCGCUGGUUACGUGUUGAAGACGACAAGGCGCUCAACCGCACUCCUGUUUCGAAACUCAAGUAUGAUUUCUGGGGGCCCACUUAUGAGUCUUGGGCGAUUGCCGCUCAGCAACACUACUCGCUGCUUGAAAACAUCGAGAAGAAUACCCUCGACAACUAUAAAUUUACUCCGCCCUGGAACAUGCGUGGGGAGCGUAUUCGUAUCAACGCCCUCGCAAUCCUUGGAGAUGACGUUCUCGACACCGAUGUGAACAACUGGCCAAAGGAUAGAGGCGAUGAGGAUAUGAUCGUGUUGGACCUGCCAAAACAACUUAAUAGACACAUCCUCAUUGAAGGCCGAGCCUUGGCUGCCCAUUACAAUUUCAUGCAUCAAAAACUUCUCACCAAGACGGAUCUUCUCGAUAGAUAUUUCUCGUACGCACUGGACCAGGUGUGCAAACAACCGUUCGUACAUGUAUAG
Ophidiomyces ophidiicola is the source of this 1071-nucleotide messenger RNA. RefSeq lists its product as uncharacterized. The transcript is spliced from 4 exons. The record is from RefSeq and is a predicted model, not a curated record. NCBI's taxonomy places the organism in Eukaryota, Fungi, Ascomycota, Eurotiomycetes, Onygenales, Onygenaceae. The coding region runs from base 1 to 1071 and encodes 356 amino acids.